CGCAAAAUGGUUUACUCAGCGCAUGUUGGUGCGCCCAGUGGUGCACCCAGUGUGGAAGCUGUCGUGUGCUGCGGAAGGAAAGACCCACAAGUUGCCGCUUUCGGACACGGCGGCGUAUUCGUCGAGGGCGCCUUCUUCUACAAGCCGAGGCCAAAGGCGCGGGACCGAUACGAGAACGAGCGAAGGUUCCUCGAGCUCAUCUGCUGCAGCUGCGAGAGCGGCGAACCGCUGCGGGCGUUCGUGCCCAACUUUUACGGCGAGGUCGAGCGGGACGGCGCCUGGUUUUUCAAGAUGGACGACCUGCUGCACGCAUUUUCGCUGCGCGGGCGGCACAUUGCCGACUUGAAGAUGGGGCUGCGCACCUUUGCCGAGAGCGAGGCGCAGAGCGCGAAGCCGCGCGCGGACCUCUUCGAGCGGAUGGAGCGGAUGGAGGAGCGGCUAGGCUCGCGCGUCCUCACCGAUGCAGAGCGGGCCAGCCGGUCGAUGACCAAGGCGCGCUGGAUGGCGCUCCGCGACUCGCUCUCGUCGACGAGCGCGCUCGGCUUCCGGAUCGACGCGCUGCUCACGCCGCGCGCCCACCUGACGGCGUUUGACUCGCGCCUCUUCCACACGCGCGCGCGCGCAGACGUGCUUGCGGCGCUGCGCAGCUUCUUCCCGCGGCGGGGCGAGUGCGAGGGCGGCAGCCACCCGCGGCAGGCCGCCGCCGCCCUGCUCGCUCGGGUGCGAGAGCUGCGCGGCGCGCUGACUCGCUCGGCCGUCUUUUCGCGGCACGAGCUGAUCGGGACCACCCUCCUCCUCGUUGCCGACGAGACGUGCCGCGCCGGCGCGUGGAUGAUCGACUUUGGCGUGACGCGCGAGGCUCCGGCGCCGCUGCAGCACGACGUGCCGUGGGUGCCUGGGAACCGCGAGGACGGGUACUUGCUCGGGCUGGCGAGCCUCACCGAGAUGCUGCAGGAGCUGGUGGCGGCCGACGAGUGGGACUGAGAGGCCCGCGCUGCGGCGUCGCGGCAGCCCCGACUAGUGGUAGACGUCGACACUUCGAUCAUUCUUCGGGUUAUAGUUAGCGGUUAGGGCAGGAGGCCACCGCGCCAGCAGCGGGUGCGGCGGAUGAGCGCCACGGCGCGACGGGGUACUAGCGAGCGCUCUCUCCGGGGCCGCGUCCCGUGCAUCUUGCAUGUCUUGUACACGUUGUGACACGCGAUUCGGUGUGCAUGGAAAAUUUUGCUCACGGAGGCGUGGUAACGAGGGUAAGUAACAGGUAAGGUAAGC
Molecule: messenger RNA, 1269 nt
Organism: Emiliania huxleyi CCMP1516
Lineage: Eukaryota; Haptophyta; Isochrysidales; Noelaerhabdaceae
Exons: 8
Coding region: 7-984 (325 amino acids)
Biological process (GO): inositol phosphate biosynthetic process
Cellular component (GO): nucleus; cytoplasm
Molecular function (GO): inositol tetrakisphosphate kinase activity; inositol-1,4,5-trisphosphate 3-kinase activity
Source: RefSeq, a predicted model, not a curated record